AUGAAGCUGCGAUCGGGGCGCCGCCUCAGCUCCUCGGUGGCGCCACGAUCUUGUGGUCCAGGCGGUGGAGCGGACCGCAUCAGCGACCUCCCCGACGAUCUGCUUCUCCUGAUUCUCGGCCGCCUGGGCUGCGUCCGCAGCGCCGCGCGCGCCGGCGUCCUCUCCCGCCGGUGGCGCGGCCUCUGGACGCGCCUCCCGUCUCUCGUCUUCCGUGGCGUCGCCUUCCGCUCCCUCGAACCGGCGCUUGCCAACGUGGUCUCCUUGACUCUACAGGGGCGAACACAGUCUCACAUACGCCAACUUCUCAGAAAUGGCUAUGGUGCAUCAUCUCCAUGGACGCAAAAUAAAGCACGGCAAAUCGAGCAACACCUGUGGAUGGAGAUUGCGGCGGACUUAUCUGUCAUGGACUUGGAGCUGCAUCUCACAACUUUGGGCCAUGUUUAUGGAGCAGUAGUGUUCUUUUUCCUUAAGAUGCACCGGAUUCGUACUGCCAUACAUAGGCUUAAGCUCAGGGUUUCCUUACUCGACCCCGAUACUAUAUCCGCGAAUGAAGAGGAAUGCCGACAGCAUUGUGCUUGCGCCCCCACCAACUGGACAAGCCAAGUUGUCUCCUUGAUGGAGCUUGCAGAGGUGGAAAUUGACGGUUUCCAAGGAGACGAUCACGAGUUUGAUGUCUUGGAACAUCUAUUCAGAUGUGCGCCAACUAUUAAAAAAAUGGUCCUGAAGCAGUCAUACGAGGUCGCCCCAAGUGCCACAAAAGUUCGUGACUUCUUCGAGGCACAUCCUUUUGUGGAAUGCUACUACAUUUCAUCUUCCCACUCUGCACCUAAACCUAAUUAAGCUCACGUUGUUGGUGGCUUAG
Triticum aestivum (bread wheat) is the source of this 862-nucleotide messenger RNA. RefSeq names its product F-box/FBD/LRR-repeat protein At5g53840-like. Gene Ontology annotation, molecular function: protein binding. NCBI's taxonomy places the organism in Eukaryota, Viridiplantae, Streptophyta, Magnoliopsida, Poales, Poaceae. The transcript has 3 exons. The record is from RefSeq and is a predicted model, not a curated record. Bases 1 to 840 code for a protein of 279 amino acids.